This is a messenger RNA of Stylophora pistillata, 728 nucleotides long. RefSeq lists its product as uncharacterized. Lineage: Eukaryota; Metazoa; Cnidaria; Anthozoa; Scleractinia; Pocilloporidae. The record is from RefSeq and is a predicted model, not a curated record.
GCCUCUCGCAAAGACAAAGUGGACUUCGACGAGAACUGAGUUGCGAUAAACUUUGACGAAGCUUUGACGUGAAGAAAAGAGAGGAAAGUCGCACUACAUUUGAAAGAAAUGAAGUUCCAUUUGCUGAUUUCGUCCCUCUUUGUUCUCACCGUAAUUCCAAGGAUGGAUUCUAAGGCUGCGAAGUUGGUACCAUUCAACGAAGAGGGAAGUGACAACUUCAACAGUGUCUUGGCACAGGAUGAGUUUAGGCCUCAUCCUCCUCCAUCAGGCAAACGCAGUGCCGACAUCAACUUCAACACCGACGACUACUACGAUAGGAUUCCUCCCCCAGGGAAACGCAGUGCCGGUAUCAACUUCAACACCGGCGACGACUACGAUAGGAUUCUUCCCUCAGGGAAACGCAGUGCCGGUAUCAACUUCAACACCGGCGACGACUACGAUAGUAUUCCUCCUCCCCCAGGGAAACGCAGUGCCGGUAUCAACUUCAAUACCGGCGACGACUACGAUAGGGUUCGUCUACCCCCAGGGAAACGCAGUGCCGGUAUCAACUUUAAAACUGUGGAAGACUAAGAUUAGUUUUGGUCUCUGGUGCAGCUGGCGAGCGAAAGUAGGACGAUUUUACUAAAGAUUCGAACGAUUACUACACCAUCUCAAAGCGAGAGGAUUGUAUACUACUAUAGGGCAAAGUCAAGUUUCUAUAGGAUAGUUUUUACGUUUCUGUUGACCGU